Monopterus albus (swamp eel) is the source of this 301-nucleotide messenger RNA. Its product is annotated as nitric oxide-associated protein 1-like. NCBI's taxonomy places the organism in Eukaryota, Metazoa, Chordata, Actinopteri, Synbranchiformes, Synbranchidae. The transcript has 2 exons. The coding region runs from base 20 to 301 and encodes 93 amino acids. The record is from RefSeq and is a predicted model, not a curated record.
UGUGGGAGGGCAGGAGCGCAUGAAGGAGUUCCCAACGUUGGUUGCUCAGGAGUCCACAUUGGUGGGUCGAGGUUACCUGGAGGCUGCUGCUGACAUCAGGCUGUCAUCUGCAGGCUGGGUGGCUGUGACAGCGGUUGAAGGUGACCAGGUGCUGCUGAGGGUUCAUGGUCCAGAGGCGGCAGGUUUCACUCUGAGGGAGCCGCCACUGCUUCCACACAUUGUCUCUCUGAAGGGAGAACGUAUCCGGAAAAGUCCUGCCUACGAACUGAUGAAACCAGCAGGGAUGUUGGGGUCUAAAUGA